AUGAAAUUAUUAACUAUUACAUACUUUCUGUGGUUCAUAUUAUGUAUACAACCAGUUGAAAAUCAUUUUUUCAGUUGGCUUAAGAAUAAAGUUAAAAAUAAAAUUAAUUCAAAUAAAUACAAACGUGUAUUUGAUUGUGGUAAAUCAGAUAUAAGACCAAUUCUACCAGCUAAAUUUGAUACGCCACGUGUAACUGGUGGUCUAUCAGCAAGCGAUCAUUCGUUUCCAUGGGUAGUUAAUGUUGUCAAUUAUAAAUCAUUAAGAUCGUGUGGUGGAACCAUUAUUGGUCCGAACACUAUACUAACUGCUGCACAUUGUAUUGUUGACGAACCAAAGUUUCUAACUGUUAUUGCUGGUGCUUCAACUUUAUUUGGUCGUCUUAAUUUAUUUAAUUAUUAUGCUGUUUCUCACGUAAUUCUUCAUCCCAAUUAUGUAUUAUGCUGUGAUUAUGAUUUAGCAAUCAUAAAACUAAAAAAGAAAUUAAAACGUUCUGAUAUGAUCAAUUCAAUUUGUUUGCCCAAUGAGAACGAUCAAAAAUUACAAGAUGAUACAAUAGCUUUGAUUGCAGGCUGGGGUGGAAAAUAUCGAACGGGUGAAUUAAAUGUAUUUGGUUCAUUUCAUUUGAAACAAGGUUUAGUUUAUAUUAAAUCAAAUAAUUACUGUAAACAUAUUUUUGCAUCAUUCGAUGAAGAUGAUGAAAUAUGUGCUACAAAUACAUAUGAUAAUGUUGAUUCAAGAGAAGGUGACAGUGGUGGUCCAUUAAUGGUACUUAACAAAACAGACGAUCGUUGGUAUUUAUUUGGUGUUACAUCCCACGGUGUUAAUGCAGAAACGAUAAAACCUGGCGUUUAUUCAUCGAUAUUAACAAAACUCGAUUUUAUUAAAAAAUAUCUUUAA
Molecule: messenger RNA, 897 nt
Organism: Rotaria socialis
Lineage: Eukaryota; Metazoa; Rotifera; Eurotatoria; Philodinida; Philodinidae
Source: the annotation of a GenBank genome assembly